UAUGUUUCACUGUUUCAGACUCACAUAGCGAAAAAGUUGCGUAUUUUUUUGUGUGGGAGGGAAUGGACGCGAUUGGAUUUGGGAAUGGAUUUUGCGGGUUCUGGAAGUGGGACCCGAAACCGGAUACUCGACGGCGUCGGAUUCGUUCGAAUUCGGGUUCACCUGGUUCCGCCGUCGGAGGUGGUUAUCAGUUUCCGCUGAAGCAGGCGUUAACCGCAGCCUCGCUUACACUUACUGGUGACACAAUUGCUCAGCUCAGUAACCGGUGGAACAAAGCUAAAGAGAGUGGUGAAAAUGCCUCUCAGGAUGUAUUGUCGAAGCUUCUUUCAGAACACGAUUUGCUACGUGCUCUGCGAAUGACUUCCUAUGGAUUCCUUUUCUAUGGUCCUGGUUCUUUUGCCUGGUACCAGUUGCUUGACCAUUGUCUCCCCAAACCAAAUGUCCAGAACCUAAUGUUAAAGGUUUUACUAAACCAGGUUGUAUUGGGUCCAUGUGUCAUUGCCGUUAUCUUUGCAUGGAACAAUUUAUGGCAACAAAAGCUCUCAGAGCUUCCGGAAAAAUACAAAAGAGAUGCUCUUCCAACUUUACUUUAUGGUUUUAGGUUCUGGAUCCCUGUCAGUGUAUUAAAUUUCUGGGUGGUGCCUCUUCCAGCUAGAGUGGGUUUCAUGUCCAUGGGCUCAAUAUUUUGGAAUUUUUACCUAUCAUCAACUAUGAACAAGUAAAAUGCAUGCAGACUCUACAAGUAAUUUGCAUUGUUUGAAAUUCUUACAAUGAGAUUAAUUAACAUUCGUGUUCCCUGCAAAAGAUUUUACACUCUGAAAGCUGUGGACAUCGAAGUACAGCUCUGUUCUAUAAACAAUUGUGAAAUCAAACUCUUUCAUAUAAUAGAGAGAUUAUUAUAUAGAUGCUAGCUUUCCAAUUAAGACUUAUAUUUGGGAUAAUUUGAGUACAUUCUUAUGGUUAAUUGUUGAAUCUGAUUACGAAAAGACCAGAAACAUGCUGGGAGGCAGUUUUUUGGAAUGUUCUUCAGUAUAUUGUACUUGUCGGAACUUUCAUCAAUGUUUUGAACAUUGGAUGUGCUUAAAAAGGGGAGCUCUUGGGUGAUUCUCCCCUUUUGCUGACCAGAUGAGCUAUUGUUUUGGUUAUAUAAUUCAGCUUCUUGUAAUCAAUUGAUUAAUUCCAAAAUUAAGAAUUUCCAUCAAAUGUAAUUAACUAGAAUUUAGUUUGCAGAAA
Medicago truncatula (barrel medic) is the source of this 1233-nucleotide messenger RNA. Its product is annotated as protein Mpv17. Gene Ontology annotation, cellular component: membrane; cytoplasm. Bases 63 to 722 code for a protein of 219 amino acids. Lineage: Eukaryota; Viridiplantae; Streptophyta; Magnoliopsida; Fabales; Fabaceae. The transcript has 6 exons. The record is from RefSeq and is a predicted model, not a curated record.